Haemonchus placei is the source of this 243-nucleotide messenger RNA. The record is from the annotation of a GenBank genome assembly. NCBI's taxonomy places the organism in Eukaryota, Metazoa, Nematoda, Chromadorea, Rhabditida, Trichostrongylidae.
AUGUCGCAAGCGAUGCAUGGAAACAGUGAGACGAGCCACAUGGGCGAUCAAAAGGAAUAUGAUCGAGGAAAAAAGGAAAUGGACUUGAGAGGAAACAAGAUGAAGAAUAAGCGUUUAAACACGAGAAAAGGAGAAAAUUGCGCAAGCCUCAUCAACGAUUCAGAGAGCGGAAAGAAGCAGCUGAAGCAUAAGCAUGACAUCAGCUUUGGUGUUGUCCACGACUCAUCAGAAAUCUUUAAAUAG